UGUGUAUUAAUAUUAAGAUAUGCCGAUCGGAAAUAGAAAAUCAAUUUAAAACAUUAAGGAAAUGCUCAGAGCGCUGAAAGAAAGUGGAUGUUUAAAGGAAUUCGUCAAUUAAGGAUAUUACAUUGAACCAGUGUAUGUUCAAAUGUGCAUAUAAAUUAUCGAUGGCUCCCACAAAGUGCAAAUAAUCAUGGUUUACGGAAGACAGUUGUGGUACAGUACGAAACAAAAUAAGUGUGGAACGUCAAUGAAUGCAUCACUGAUUUAAACCAAAAUAUUAGAUAAAAGCCGCGAUAAACAGUAUCAUCAAAAUAAAGUUGAGAAGAACUAAAUAAAAUUAAGAAAAAACUUCUAGAAUUUUAAUUAAUUAAUUUCGCUAAACAAUUAUGAGUGGUAAGGAUUUAGAAAUGACAAACUUUCAAGUAGACCAACGGGCAAAUUUUAUCGCCCUAAUUUUAUUGGACGCAUUGGAGGAUGGAAACGAGAGUGAUAUAUACGCCAUAAUAGCUAAAAAUAAAGUAGAUGCGAGUUACGUCCCUAUCGAGCGCGGUAUAUCACCCCUUCAUUAUGCAUGUGGAAUGGAGAAUGCGACAGUCGCUGCGGACAUUAUAAAGCUAUUUCUCCAAGAUGGCGCUGACGCCAAUGUUCGGUCAAAUGAGAAUAUGACACCCUUGCAUGUAGCUGCGAUAUUUGGCCGUGUAGUUAUAGUGAAUUUACUUUUGAAACAUGGAGCUCGACAUGAUUUACUGGAUGAUGAACGCAAAACACCUAUACAUUACGCUAUCGAAGAAUGCCACUUUGAGGUGUUGGAGGCAAUUCGAGAUCAUAUUUUUCAACACAAAUAUGAACUUGUUCGCAAAAAAUCAGUAGAAUAUGCCACUGAUAAUAGUAACUUUUCCACAAAAGGGGAAUUAGCUAAACAGGAAGAACGAGUAUCCAGUGUGACACCCAUUAACAGAAUGCUCUCCAACGUACUUAUUAAUGAUUCAGGAAACCCAGCUACACCCAAUAAUAAGUACACACCGAACCGAGUUCACUACAAUUAUGAUGUGACAUCCCCAUAUUAUAUAAAUAUAACCCAUCGCCGACACCGACCACAACCAAUAUUUCCGCCAGUUGGAUCUACGCCAGGCUCUAAGGAUAAAACGCCUAGUCUUAAGUAUGAGAAUUUAGAAAAGCAAGAAUCAAACUCUGAGGAAGCUAAAGCAGAGGUCUCAACUGACCCACAAUCAUCUAUUAACGUAUUUCAUCUUACUGAGUCAAAUUUGAAAGAACUUUCAAAGGCAUCAUCUAAUUUAGAUCACUCCUGCAUUUCAAUGAUCGAAGCAUGGCGUAAAAAAGUUGAGUGCUCACGUGUUAAAAGAUCAAUUUUGAGAUGUUACACAGAUGUAGAUGAAAUGGUGGACGAACUAAUGAAAAGUGAUCACCUUAACUUUACUAACACAAUUCUAAAAGAAAAUGAGAAACUAGUUUCAGAAGAUAAUGAAUCUGAGACAAAACCUAUUAUGAAUUCAAAUCUCUCUUUGGGCGCUAUAAUACAAAAAGCAGCACAGGCCCAUGUAUUGGAUGAAGAAGAUCAAGAUUUUGGCCCGGAGCCUGAUAGUAGUUAUCAUACAGUGCCUGCAAUAAUAGAGGACGAACUCUGUCAAGGCAUGAAUGAUCAACCUACGAAAAAAUGUGCAGAAAAAUCACCAGAGAACGAUUUAAAAGAAAAACCUGAAAAGAGUCCAACAGGGGAUUAUAUAUUACAAAUGGCUGAAGCUUACGUUCAUACGGAUGAUGAGAAUGGGCUGGUAUUCUACGAAACUAAACUUCUAAGUAGUCGUAACCAAGCAACCAAUCGCGAUCAACAAAUUUUGGACAGUACAGUGUCGACUAAUGAGACACAUAUUUUGGAUUACGAAACUGAUGAACUACGUGCUGAACUGACUCAUUUUGGCGAUCGUCCUGGUCCAAUAACAAAGAGCACAAAAAGGCUUUACAUAAAAAGGCUUAUAAAAUAUAGAAGGAAUGCGCCGGAAAUAGUGAAGAUAAAUGCAAAUGGAAAACAAAGCGUCUCUGACAGUGCAAAAUUAUCUGUGGAAUUACAACGCACUAUACGUUCUCCGGAAUAUUUUUCCUUAAUACCAGAGUACCAGCAGUAUGAAUGUAAAUCAACUGAAUACUUUGCUAAUUUACAAAAUAAACAUAAAUUGAGAGAGGGCCACCUAAAGCAAAGUUUUAUAUAUAUGCUAAUUGAUCCUCGAAUAUCUUGUAAUUUACCAGGAGAAAGCAUGUAUAUCGACACGCACAAAGCUUGGAUACGUUUCCUGGAAUCAGUGUUCUAUGUCGGGAAAGGGAAAACUUCACGUCCGUAUUCCCAUUUAUAUGAAGCUAUGAAAUUGCAUUCUCGCCUCCAUAGUCAGCACAAGAUUACAAGUUCCAGAACAGAUGUUGUUCAGUCACAGCGACAAAAAGUCUCAUCUAUUCGAAAACAAACCAUUUGCCUGGAUAUUUUCAAAACAAAUAUCCAGAAACCUUUGGAUAACAAGAAAUUAGAGCGAAUUCUGGAUAUUUGGAGGUGUGGUAAAGGUGUGGUGUGCCUUCACGUCUUUCACAACAUAUUGCCUUCGGAAGCUUAUACACGUGAGGCGGCCAUAAUCGAUGCAUUUGGAGUACAGCAUUUAACAAAUCACAAACGUGGCGACUACUACGGUCCAGCGCAAACUUGGACCAUGAAAGAAAAGAAAAUGUUUGGGAUAUCUCUAUUAUAUAGAGCAAUGCAAAUAUAUUUAGCAGAAGGUGAAUCGCAAUUAUCUCCUAGUGAUCUCAUUUAAAAUAAGAUAUAAAAUACAUGUUUAUAUAAAAUAAGCCAAUGUGAUAUUUACGUAUACACGAAAUAAUAUAGACGUGGAUUGUACAAAUCUUUA
This is a messenger RNA of Zeugodacus cucurbitae (melon fly), 2906 nucleotides long. RefSeq lists its product as uncharacterized. The transcript has 10 exons. Lineage: Eukaryota; Metazoa; Arthropoda; Insecta; Diptera; Tephritidae. Bases 384 to 2813 code for a protein of 809 amino acids. The record is from RefSeq and is a predicted model, not a curated record. Gene Ontology annotation, molecular function: endonuclease activity; protein binding.